GAAGCGGCUCUGGCGCGAGGACCGUAAACUUCCGGCCGGGGUGUCGGGGGACAGUCAGCAGAAUCGGCGCGACAGAAGCGGGUCUGGCUGCCUCAGGGAGCGGAGAGAUGGCGCUGGCCUGCAGGCUGUAGGUGCUGAUGCUUCUUACUGGUAAAGAUGCCAUCCCGAACUAACCUGGCAGCUUCGAUCCCCAGCAGCAAAGUGAAAUAUUCCAAGCUUGCAAGCACAGAUGAAGGCUACAUUGACCUUCAGUUCAAGAGGAGCCCCCCCAAGAUCCCCUACAAGGCCAUUGCUCUGGCCACUGUGCUGUUCCUGAUUGGCACCCUUCUCAUUAUCAUUGGGGCUCUGCUCCUGGCAGGAUACAUCAGCAAAGGAGGAACCGAUCGAGCGAUCCCUGUCCUGAUCAUCGGAAUCCUAGUCUUCCUUCCUGGCUUCUAUCAUUUGCGUAUUGCGUAUUUUGCUUCCAAAGGCUACAGGGGCUAUUCCUAUGACGACAUUCCUGAUUUUGAUGACUAGAAGAUGGCAGAACACAGAUUUUUCUUAGGAAGAGAAGUUUUUGCAAGUUUUGCAAAAAAGCAAACCACAAAAUGAAAAUGGGGGUUUCUGCAGAAUUUCCUUUUGAUUUAGGGGAGAAUGUUGCCACAUCAUGCAAAACAAAUCAUGUGAGCAGCUGUCACGGGAAACAUGUUUUCUUUGAGAUGGGAAGUUAUUUCUGGGCAGCAAAUGCAGCUGUGCCUCUUAGCCCAGUUCCAUAUGGAGACACGUGAGCUUAAGGGGGAGGAAGAAACUCGGGUGUUUUUGUUUCGGUUUUUUCUAAGUCUGUUGGUAUUUCUUCUGAGUUGACUUUUUAUCUAGAGCUGAACAUCUGCAAAGCAAGAACUGGAAUUAGUUGCUAAUGAUUGAGUGACCAAGAAAUCCGUUCAGGCAGGCAGUCUAGCAAUUUGACCUUUUGAGGAGCCGGUCAGAAUUUAAGGAAAAUAGACGGUGGCUUUUAACACCACCUAGAACACGACAUUUUCCAAGAAGCCCAAUUACUAGUCCUUGCUGAUACUUUGCUAAACUCUUUUGUGAAAACUGUUGUAGAAUCCCGAGAGCACAAAUCUGGAAGUGGUGUGUAGCUGUCGUGACUCAGGCUGCAAGAUACUGCCAUUCACUCCUGGGAACUGCCCCCGGGCUGGUUCAACAUAAAACUAAGCGAUACAUAAAAAUAGAGAAAAGACUGAAAACCCAGAAAAUAAAAUCUCCGGCUUGGGGGGGGGGAGAGAAGCAUGUCCUCCAUGGCAUACACACACUGUUUCCUCCGACAAAAUAUUUCAUUUUUGUGGGUGAUCCAAAGUACACCAAAGUGGACACACCUCUGUCUGGCUGACCCAGAUUAGAUCAGUUCCAACCCCUACUAAAGUCUCUUUCCCAGGUACCAUGCCAAAAGGUUUCCUAUUACAUCUCCCCCCCCCCCAGGCAGAAUUCAAAAACUGUUGUCAAGUGGGACACAACUAUUCAAAGAUGCUGUAGUUGUCUGUUCCGUCCACUGUCUAAAUCAGCUUUUCUCAAACUGGUGCCCUCUGGACGUUUUGUCUACAGUGUCCAUCAGCCCCAGCCAGUCCAUGCAAGAUUGAUGAGAGCUGUAGGACAAAGUACCUGGAGGGCUUCAUCUUUUAGCGGAGGCUGGUCUAAAUGCUAUGCAGUGUUCCUGAACUGUAUACAUAGAAAAAUCCUAGUCUGCGUAACAAGAGUUCCUUUUGUUUUGUCUAAACCUCUGCUUAAGUCUGGAUUCCACGCUAGGUUUACACAGCUUUUAGAAUGCAAAAGAGGAUGUAUGCAAUGAGAUUUUAAUUUGUGCUUGCAGAAUAUGUAAUUAAUAUAAAUAAAGAACAUACAAUAUUCUA
Molecule: messenger RNA, 1886 nt
Organism: Podarcis raffonei (Aeolian wall lizard)
Lineage: Eukaryota; Metazoa; Chordata; Lepidosauria; Squamata; Lacertidae
Gene: TMEM230
Product: transmembrane protein 230
Exons: 4
Coding region: 157-516 (119 amino acids)
Biological process (GO): synaptic vesicle transport
Cellular component (GO): synaptic vesicle; endomembrane system
Source: RefSeq, a predicted model, not a curated record